UUGAACAGUAUUGGAAACGACCAAAAGAAAGUCGUUAAGGAAUUGAAAAGAAAUGUCAAAUUUUUAAAAUACUAUCAAUGUUUGUUAUCCAACUUUCUUUUUCCUAUAUUUUUUGUUCUUUUUUUUUUGACAACAACCUUAAUUGGGCUGUUAAAAACUGCUCGAUUGUUACGGUUGGUACGAGUUGCUCGAAAGCUUGAUCGUUAUUCUGAAUAUGGAGCUGGUGUAUUACUGCUUUUAAUGGCAACAUUUGUGCUAAUUGGGCAUUGGUUAAGCUGUAUAUGGUACUUUAUUGGAAGUAGUGAAAUUCAGAACACUAAUAACACUUGGUUGAAUGCCCUUGAAAAGUUAAAUAAGCCUUAUAAUAAAAGCGAUACCGGCUUAAUCACUGGCGGUGGACCGUCGUUACAAUCUCGCUAUGUCACUUCACUCUAUUUUACUCUCUCAACAAUUACCUCAAUUGGCUUCGGUAACGUUUCUGCUACAACAGAUGCUGAAAAAAUAUUCACAAUUGUAAUGAUGAUCGCUGGAUCGCUGAUGUACGCCUCCGUUUUUGGUAACGUCUCAGCAAUUAUUCAGCGGUUAUAUAGUGGAACUGCUCGUUAUCAUACGGAAAUGUCAAGACUGAGAGAGUUUAUUCGGUUUUACCAAAUACCAAAUCCGUUAAGACAGAGACUUGAAGAAUAUUUUCAACAUGCUUGGUCAUACACUAACGGAAUAGAUAUGAACUUGGUUCUGAAAGGUUUUCCUGAUGGUCUUCAGGCUGACAUUUGCCUUCAUCUUAAUCGCAAUUUGCUCAAUAAUUGCCCAGCAUUUGCUGGCUCAUCACCCGGAUGCCUUAGAGCGUUAAGUCUUAGAUUUCGCACAACUCAUGCUCCGCCUGGUGACACAUUGGUGCACAAAGGUGAUGUGUUAACUGGUUUACAUUUCAUAUCUCGCGGGUCUGUGGAAGUCCUGAAGGAUGAGACAGUUAUAAGUAUUCUCGGUAAGGAUGACAUCUUUGGUGAAAACCCUUUAUUGUACGAUGAUGUUGGGAAGUCGUCUUGUAAUGUCAGAGCAUUAACGUAUUGUGAUCUGCACAAAAUUUUACGCGAUGACCUAUUGGAUGUCCUUGAUAUGUAUCCUGAAUUUGCUGACAAUUUCUGUCAGAACCUCACUAUUACAUGCAAUUUACGAGAUGAUUCUCAACCGGGAAGAAAACGAAUCGAUAGAAGGAAGCUGCUUCGGAUGUCGUCAGCUUGUAGACAGCUUUCGAACGAAGGUUUUGUAAAAUUUCGCUAA
Molecule: messenger RNA, 1281 nt
Organism: Enterobius vermicularis (human pinworm)
Lineage: Eukaryota; Metazoa; Nematoda; Chromadorea; Rhabditida; Oxyuridae
Source: the annotation of a GenBank genome assembly